AUGAUUUGGCCUAAUCAUGAUUUUUACAGCGGUGAAUGGAAAAACGGUGUUAUGUCCGGUUAUGGGAUGUACAUAUGGGAUACUUAUUACAAUAAUUCAUUGUCGUUGCCUUCUUUAUGCGCUUAUCGAGGAACUUGGCUAAAAGGCCAACGCAAUGGAUAUGGUGUUCUGAAUUUGGGUUUAGGAAUGGGUUCUUAUUACAAAGGUGAAUUCAAGAAUAAUAAGAAACAUGGUGUUGGACGAUUUGUCUCUAAUAACGGAUUAAUACUUCAAAAUAAAAAUAUAUUUAUCGACGACAACUUUGGACCUAUGUUGUCAGAUGAAUACCUAUGUUGUCCUAGGGAUAGUAAACUAAAUGCAAUAAACGAGCCCUACAAGUUCGACAUUUGUGACACCAGCGAAGGAUAUCUUUACCAUGUUCAAGAGGCAAUUAAAAAUAUCGACAAACAGGCAGAAGUUAGGAGAAAUAUGAUUAGUGAUUAUAUAGAAAAUAAUAAAUUAACAGACAUAGAUCUAUAUAUGGCUAUGCGUAAAGAAGAAACUAAAAACCAAACCAAAUUAAGCAACGAUAUAGAUUUCGAUGAUUUGAUCAAUUUUGAGGAGAGCUCUUUACGGAAAUCGUUAAGAUGUUACGAAAUUGAUUUGAAAAAUAUUUAUUAUAAUUAUGCCACGAUUUGUAAUACCGAAGAGAUUCAAUUCACCCCAGUACUCAUACGUUUAUUUCUGUGGCAGUUCUAUUAUGAUUGUAAUAUACAUGAAAACGGUUUAACUCUAGUCGACAUUGACAAAAUGUUUCAUAGAAAUCCCGAGUGGCUAUCGAAAUCGUCACACAAUCCGUUUGAGAAAAUUUAUUAUUGGCAAUUUCUGCAUAGUCUUAUAUCGGUGGCAAGCAGACUAUACGCCAAAAGAGAAUUACCGGGACCAAAACCUGAUACAAUUUUAGCGAAUGGGUUCAGAAAAUUCAUGGAACGAGAUAUAUUGCCAAACAUCGGUCGGCGUAGAGGUCGUCUAAUCGAGUACGGGAAAUUCGUUCCCCUGAAAGGUCUGUACGCAUUGUACCGUAAUCUUGGCGAGCCACAUACGGUGCGCGAUUUCUUGUGCGCAGUAAGGAGACCGCCUCACGACAUGGACAAACCACAGUCUCCUCUCGUAGACGCUCCUGACGGCUCUUUGCCACUAGGGAAGAACACUUAUGUAAUUGGGGACAACAUGGUCUUCAUAGCGAAUGAUGAAGAGCUGCGGCUUGUAGAAUUUGAAGAAAAUUAUAGCGAAGAACCUCCUAAAGAUUUGAGGCUAUUUAACUUCGGCAACCUGUCGAGCAAGAUAAUCAUAAAAAUAUUCUCUAACAUUUUUCCACAUUUAAGUUCUGCCAAUGCAAUUAUGAACCUCGACAUACGCAUAACGUUUUUCGAAUUUUUCGAGGCAUUUAUAGCUUGCGCUCAAGAGAGUAUCAGAGUUAAAGAUGAAGAAAUACGACGAGCUGAAAAGUUGUCUGGUUGCUAUAGGACUACACGUCCUACUCUUGCUACCAAAGCUAAAUAA
Messenger RNA from Diatraea saccharalis (sugarcane borer), 1542 nucleotides. The record is from the annotation of a GenBank genome assembly. NCBI's taxonomy places the organism in Eukaryota, Metazoa, Arthropoda, Insecta, Lepidoptera, Crambidae.